AUGAGCAUAUCUGAUGGUAAAGCGUAUGGUACUAGUACGAUAGGUGGAGUUACAGGAAGUAUCGGUACUACUAGUAAAGAGGCGGUUGGUAGACUUGCAGGUGAUGUCGGUACAGCUGAUGGAAAGGCAGAUGAUGAAGACGACGAAGAACUGUUGGAAUAUCAGAUAGUAAUACCACAACCAAUAGCAAUUUCGAUGAUGCUUGUUUAUUUAGACCUGCAUCUUGGAGACCGGUUUUUAAAUAUUUUUCCUCGUUGA
Molecule: messenger RNA, 258 nt
Organism: Parnassius apollo (apollo)
Lineage: Eukaryota; Metazoa; Arthropoda; Insecta; Lepidoptera; Papilionidae
Source: the annotation of a GenBank genome assembly